AAACAGUUGAUGGGGAACUCCUGAGCUAACUUACGGGGACACCCUGAUUCUCACCCUGCAAAAGAUAUGUUGGGAGAAUGGAAGAAGGAAAACGAGAGCACGGAUGAGGAAUCAUCUGAGUUGAUUUGGGGCUGCACAAAUGCACAUUACAGGGACUACUGAACAUGGGAGACAGAGCACAGGUUGGAAUGUUGAUAGCUUUCUUAAAAACACACAGUGGUAUUUCAUUGGAUGCGAUGGGAAUUCUAUGUAUAGAAAAGUUGAUUUAUUUAUUUCUAGGGGGAAGGGUGUUGAUCCACCCUCCGGAGCAGAACGUGGCGGUAAUGCGCCAACAAGACUAAUACCAACUGCCAUAAACCUAAAAAAGAAAAAGAAGAAGAAGAAGAUUACGUCAUGGCUAAAAUGGCAGCCUCCAUGGUGGAGAGUGGGGAAGACGCUUUUAGAAAAAUAUUCAAGUUUUAUAAGAGAAGAAACCCUCCUCCAGAUUUCAGCAAUGUCAUUGACUUCUCCAGAGGUGUACCGAGUGACCAGGUAGUCCCGGCUAUACUGGACCCAGAUGGAGUGAGUGAUGGGGAGGCAGCCAGGGUUGGAUUACUGCCUGUCAGAGACUGGAGAGCCUUUGGCCUGCAGGGCUACCCAGGUUUCAUGUUUAUCUGCAACCCGUUCCUGCGGGGCUCCAAACCCUUCUGGGUCAGACAGUGUCUGAAGGUCUACCCUCAAAAGCCCAACACCUGCAACCUAGACAUGCACAUGUCUCCCUCUGACACCGAGGACAUUUGGGACAAGAGUGUUCUCAGCCUUACGUCUUCUCCCUCUGGAAAGACACGAGCAAAGACUCUACUUGAGAAGCUGCGCUGGGUUACUCUGGGAUAUCAUUACAACUGGGAUACCAAGACUUACUCUGCCAGCCACUACACUCCUUUUCCAGUUGAUCUCCACACGCUGGCCUUUCAAAUAACAUCGGCAUGUGGCUUCCCAGGCUUCAACGCUGAGGCUGGAAUCCUCAACUACUACCGCUCUGACUCCUCCCUGGGAAUCCACGUGGAUGAAUCCGAGUUAGAUCACAGCCCACCUCUGCUGUCCUUCAGGUUUGGGACGGAAAAGGUCUUCAUUAUCUACAGAAAAUACUACCAACUCCACCAACUCCUGUUUUCUUUUCCAAUAGUUUUGGGAAUUCCGCUAUCUUCCUUUUGGGAGGCACCCGCAGACAGGACCCCCCGACUGCUAUGUACAUGCACUGUGGGGACGUGA
Molecule: messenger RNA, 1251 nt
Organism: Pungitius pungitius (ninespine stickleback)
Lineage: Eukaryota; Metazoa; Chordata; Actinopteri; Perciformes; Gasterosteidae
Gene: alkbh1
Product: alkB homolog 1, histone H2A dioxygenase
Exons: 5
Coding region: 394-1251 (285 amino acids)
Biological process (GO): oxidative RNA demethylation
Cellular component (GO): cytoplasm; nucleus
Molecular function (GO): oxidative RNA demethylase activity; broad specificity oxidative DNA demethylase activity; ferrous iron binding
Source: RefSeq, a predicted model, not a curated record